AUGGAUGCCGAUCCGCGAGCUCCCCGACGUCACACCGCGCCCUCGCAGUCUUCAUCCACACCCACCUCCGACCUGAGCAUCCAACAAACUCACACUACUUACUACUACGACGACAGCCCGAACCCGCAGUCUCCACACUCCGCAACCCUUGGCGGCGGUCCCCACGAUGACGAUAGUACCCGGGACCGUGACCAGGACCACAGAAUCGGGACCGGGGCCGGGACCGGCAUUGGAGUCGGCGCCGGUACAUAUACCGAAUCCACUGUCGUGACAGACGCUCACAAUCAUAAUAACAACCCCAAUGACCCCCUAGCUGACUUGAAGCGCCCGCGCGCCUGCGAGGCCUGUCGACAGCUCAAGGUGCGCUGCGACCCGCACCCUGACACCCCAGAUGGCCCGUGCAAGCGCUGUGCGAAGGCCAAUCGCCGCUGUGUCGUGACGGUGCCGACGCGAAAGAGGCAGAAGAAAGCUGAUAGUCGUGUUGCGGAGCUGGAGAGGAAGAUCGAUGCCCUGACAGCAAGCUUGCAGGCCACUAGAGCGAGGAAUGGGAGUAAUGCUGCUGGGAGCGGAGGGGUGGGGAGCCCUGUUUUACGAUCUGGGUCUGCGGCGGAGGAUCUCCCUGCUGCCCGGUGGAUGGGGGGCGUACAGCACCAUGGAAGUGAAAGUAGACGGGCGACUACUGGAGGCUCUAUGGCAGGGCUAGCUGGGAAUAAAAGGUAUGCUAGUGGGGAGUUUAAGUCUAGGUUCGGGAAUGCUGGGAUUCUUGUUCCGCUGGCUGCUCGACCCCAUAGUCCGACGACUGAGAGCACGUCGACAUUCUAUGAUGGGUCAAAUCACGGUGGCGACGGGAAUACCCCAGAUAACUGGCCUCCGAUAUUGCCAACCAUUGACAGAGCACUCAAGGCUCGCUACGAUUAUGAGUAUACAGAUGUCAUUGAUCGAGGGGUUGUGGAUACGGAGAUGGCUCUCAAGUGUUUCAACCGCUAUGUGAACGAUAUUGCACCGUUGCUUCCCUUCGUCGUCUUUCCCCCUGAAACCACCAUGGCCGAAGUUCGUCGGACGAAACCCAUCCUUCUUCUGGCUAUCCUAUCCAUAUCAAUCGGCAUAUUCAACGCGGACCUGCAGACUUCUCUGCUGAACGAGCUCUUCCGCCUCUUUGCAGACCAGGUAAUUGUCAAGGGUUCGAAGUCUCUCGAGUUGGUGCAGGCCAUUAUGCUCUCGAUGAUCUGGUAUACACCUCCGGACCAUUACGAGGAAAUGAAGUUCUUCCAGCUCAUACACAUCGCCGCGACGAUGGCGAUGGACCUAGGUAUGAACAGGAGAACCAAGUCGAAGGCGAAAUCGAAGUCUAUGGGCAUGUGGAGGGAAAUCAUGGGCAAGAAAGUUGUCAUGCUAGACCCCGAUGCACCGGAGACUCGGAGGGCAUGGCUCGGGUGCUAUUUUAUGUGUGUUAACGUUGCAAUGUCACUUUGA
Blastomyces gilchristii SLH14081 is the source of this 1473-nucleotide messenger RNA. RefSeq lists its product as uncharacterized. Bases 1 to 1473 code for a protein of 490 amino acids. The record is from RefSeq and is a predicted model, not a curated record. Gene Ontology annotation, molecular function: transcription cis-regulatory region binding; DNA-binding transcription factor activity, RNA polymerase II-specific; zinc ion binding. Gene Ontology annotation, biological process: DNA-templated transcription; regulation of DNA-templated transcription. The transcript is spliced from 2 exons. Lineage: Eukaryota; Fungi; Ascomycota; Eurotiomycetes; Onygenales; Ajellomycetaceae. Gene Ontology annotation, cellular component: nucleus.